GAUGAAUUGGACUGAAUCAUGGUCACAGCACAGCAGGAGAGAGUAAGAAGAAAGUCAUUGAAUUGCAUCUCCCCCACUCCUCCAAGCAGGGUCUCUUUAAACCAAAGCAGCAAAAAAGGGGCAAAGGCCAGCACUGUAUUCUGCAUUGGUUUCUGUUAGUUUCACUAAUUAUUUAUUUGAAUUCCAUUUUCUUUCAAGCACACAUUAUGAUUGGGCAAAAGCAAGCAUGUUAUGCAGCUAACAAACUUUCCUCCCAGCCCUUAAUAGCACAAAUUCCUGAAGCUGGUUUUCAGUGCUCCCAAUACAAUGCUUGAUCAGGAAGAACAAUUAGGGGUUAUCUGUGAAGGACAUCAAGGGCAAGAAGAGAAACAAAAGAGAGCAAAGCCAUUACAGGGUUUCUUAUGGUCUCCACCUGUUCCAUGCCAUCUUCCACAACUAACUUGCUGUCGUGGUUAUUUUAUCUGCCUCUCACACUGCUAGGUUCCCUGACUAUCAGACAUCUAACAUACAUUCCACAGGAGGCCUAGGCAACCACAGCAAAUUAGUUAUCCAGAUGACUACUUAGGCCCUACAGUUUGAUUUAUCAAAGUCACCUCGGGCUAGUUUCAUAAUCACAACUAUGUGAAAAUAAGGUAUUCAUGCUUAAUUCAGCUAAUAUGACAAUAACACACCAUAGCAUGACAAACCCUCCAAGUUUCCUUUUUCCAGGGACAGCUCCAGAUUUACAGAAACCAUCCCAGUCUCUGAUUUGAUCCUAGAAUACCCCACUUUUCCUUAACACGUCCCUAUUUUCAUCGGAGAAAUGUUGGAAGGUAUGGAGUUAUCCAACCACCGAGCCAUCUGAAGGCAGCCCUGUCUAUGGAAGCUUUUUAAUGUUUAAUGUUUUAUUAUGUUGUUAUAUGUUUAAAGCUGCCCCGAGUAGCUGGGGCAACCCAGUCAGAUGGGUGGGGUAUAAUAAUAAUAAUAAUAAUAAUAAUAAUAAUAAUAAUAAUAAAUAUUAUUAUUAAAUAAAGGUAAAGGUAAAGGGACCCCUGACCGUUAGGUCCAGUCGUGACCGACUCUGGGGUCGGGGUGCUCAUCUCGCUUUACUGGCCGAGGGAGCCAGCGUACAGCUUCCAGGUCAUGUGGCCAGCAUGGCAAACCAGAGCAGCACACGGAAAUGCUGUUUACCUUCCCACCGGAGUAGUACCUAUUUAUCUACUUGCACUGCGUGCUUUCGAACUGCUAGGUUGGCAGGAGCAGGGGCCGAGCAACGGGAGCUCACCCCAUUGCGGGGAUUCAAACCGCCGACCUUCUGAUCGGCAAGCCCUAGGCUCUGUGGUUUAACCCACAGCACCAGCCACGUCCCUUUUAUUAUUAUUAAAUAGGAUGUCCCUAUUUUCAUUGGAGAAAUGUUGCGGGGCAUGGCAUGAUGAAGACAUACAUUCCAACCUGGUCAUCUGAAUGUAUGCAAUGAGGCUACUUAAUGGCAAAGUGUCACACAUCAGAAACAGAACUAAGAGACUUAUGUUACAGAAGAGCAGAUAAACAUUAGGUAAGAACUAUUGAUGGUAAGAGCAGUUGGACAAUGGAACCAGUUAUUUAUAUAGGCUGUGGACUUUUUCUCACUGGGAGUCUUCAGGCCAGAGACCAUCUGUUGAUGCUCCAGCUCCUUCACUCAGGCAUGAGGUUGAACUAAGUGGCUUUCAGGGUCUUCCUCAUCUCUUACGAUUUUCUCAAUCAUGACCCAAUCACCAAUGUAGGAGAAAUAAAAACAGUUGAGAAAUAUUCCUGUCAUUUGGCUGUCAGUCUCAAUACCUUUUAGCUCUCAUUUGCAUAUUAACCUGGUUCAACGGUCUAGGAUCGUGAAUUGCAGCCUAGAGCCAUUUUACAUUUUGAUUUGAAUGAGAGUCAAAUAUGCCCCAUACUGAUCAGUCAACUAAUGUUAAUUUAGGUGUGAAAGUUAAGCUCCCAUCAGGCUUUGACAUGUUUCAGCCGCAGUUUACUGUACUGACAAAAACAAUUGGCGAGACUGAUUCUCAAAACCACAGGGUCACAUUCUGAUAAACUAGGAGCUAGGUGGAUGUAUCAGCCACCACCUUAUGAAGAUGUCACAUUACAACAAAGAAUGGGGGCAUUUUGGUGGUGCCAGGGGGGAAGUGACAUACAAAUCAGAGAUGUAUCCAAACUGUUUUUGGUGUCUGCCUCUAUCAGCACACUCAUGUCACACAGCAGGUGCUGCCACAGAGGAGACCACUUGUUCCUUUUUCAGCCAUAAUACUGCUGAUAGCAGACUUCUCAACAGACUGCCAUCAGCAGGCUCAGGACAGAUAUGUCAAAGCUCUUGUUCAUGGGCCAGAGACCCAUCAGAGCCCUUUUGACAUCUUUUUGUGCAACCUCAAAAGUAGCAGGCAGUGAAGUACAUGCAAAGGCACUGCCCCAUGGGAUUCCUCGGCCUUCCCCGGGGUGGGCUGGCCCUAAUGAUUAGCUUUCUAGCAAUGCUCUGAACAGAUACCUAGCUUUUGAAGAGAAAUUAUACACGCAGAAUCUGUUUGCUUGCAUGGUUCCGCAUCCAAGCAGACAUCUACAUAAACAAGCCUGCCUCUGCUAGCACUAGGGCAAGGAUCCUUGAAACUUAUUAUCUACGCCAUGUUGGGGUGGGCAGGGUCAAUGCAAGCCACUAAAUGGGGAAAUUCACUGUUUUUGGAGGGAGGUAAGCACCAAUUUUGGAGACACUUCAAUCUAGCAGUGCUGGUGGGAUUCUUCAUGAUACUGACAUUUAAAGCCCUAAAUGACUUGGCCCAAAUAUCUGAAGGCAUGCCACAUCAUCCCAUGUUAAGAUCUUCAGGGGAAGCCUUUUGGCAGCCCCACUUUCCUCUUUGGUUAGAGGGGUAGCGGUGUGUGAGAUCACCUUUUCUGUUGUGGCAGCCAGGUUGCAGGAAUAUAUCUUCCAACAUACAUCUUGCACCAUCUUUGUCUGCUUUCAAGACGCAGCUCUUUCCCCAGGGGAUUGGUUGAGUGACUGCUCUCCCUCCUCCCACACUGCUGUGCAUUGCUGCACUUCGUUGCGACUGUCAUGCCAACAUUAUCAUUGGUCAAUCUUAUGGUUUUGUUUUAAGGUUAAUGUAAAUUGCACAUGCUUUCAUUGCGACAUUUUUGUAACUGCCCUGGGAUCAUUUGGUUGAAGCAAGGGCUAUAAGCAGAAAUAAUUAAUUAAUAAUAGGAAAUGGGUCAAAUCUGGACAGAUCUAGCAAUAAUGAUUGCUUGGAUGCUCCUUCCUUCCCCUGCCAUUUUCACCUGGCUUGCUUCAUUCUCUAGCCCCUGGCCCUUUUCCUGGCUAUGUGGCACUCAUUUUAUCAGCUGGACAGAGCCAUCUGCCAAUCAUUUUAUUUUGGCUGACAGCCCACAUAAUUUUUUAAUCCUCAAUGCAAAACAAAAGUGUCAUUCCUCAGAAACUCCCCACUCUUGCCAAUAGGGAGUGGGGGGCAUGGGUAUUUUGCGGCAUCUAGGCUUUAGAAAAUAUUGACUGUACAAAAGGAGCAAUUAUCAGCCAUUACAUUUUGGCCAGUUACCGUUUACGGAAUCCCAUUUUCUUUGUAGGAUUAUGCCAUUAUAUCUAUGAACCAUUAUCUGUAUAUAAAAGGAGACAUUAGUAGCCAUUACAUUCUGGCAACAUUCAAGCAUGGAACGUGAAAUCUCUCCUAGUAGCUCUUUUUAGAGUGCCUAAGAAGAUUUCCUCUUAUUACUAUGCCUGAUCUCCUUCUUAGAUCUGGCUUACUGUACUGAGAUGAAUAGGAAUUUUGACCAAAAAAAAAACAGGAAUCCAGCAUUCUUCAAUGUUUUUAGAAAGUUCAUUUUGAUUGUAUGGUGAAUCUGUACUUGGAAACCUAAAAUAGACUCCACACAAAAAGAACUUUGCAGCAUACAUUCAAAACACAUUUAUAUAUUUUAAUAUGCAGGAAAAUAUAGAGCUUUCUGACUUAGCUGAACUGCUCAGAAGGCCUUCCAGAACUGUAGCUAAGUAUGCACUGUGGCCACUGUCUCUUCUGAGUUGAAAAAUGUGCGUAUUCAUUAAUGACUAUUUUAAAGUCAAAAAUUCCAAAUACAAUCACAUGGAUACAGUAAUUGAUCCAAUAAUAGAAUAGAUAUCUAGUCAUUCAAAUUACACAACUUGCCCCAAACUUAUAAUAUUAAAAUUCAGUGACUGGGUACAAUUUAAAAAGAAGAAGAAGAAGAAAUGUAUAAAUGGUGUUUCAUCAACAGGACACAGCAUGGUGACACAAUAAACAGUAUAAAGUACAUUUAUCACAGGAUAUCCAUAAAACAAAACAAAUUAACAGUUAUAUAAAUACAUUUCAUAAUAGACAGCAAUGCACAGUAAUACAUGAUGCAUAAUAAUAUAUCAUAAGCAGAACUUAGUAAGCAGCAGUGUCAAAUUGAAUUCCCAUCCCUAAUAUAGACAAUAUUGAUUGCCACUAAUAUUCAAUUCACAACAUAGCACUGCAUCACUUUAUGUUUUAACUGUUUGAGAUAUAUAUUGGAUGUGUAUCUGAAAAUGCAAUCCAGAGUUAAUAUUCUGUUCUCUGGAGGGAUCAGCUAUGCUAACUGUGCAGUACAAACAAUAUGCCUUGAUUUCUGUCCAAAGAAGCUUUUAAGUGUUACCUAAUUGCAUGGAAGUUAAAAGAACAAUAAACAAAAGAGUCAUGGACUUUCUGCACCUACCUAUUCUACUAGCCUGGUUGCUUUUUUCAGAUUUUUUGGCAUGCUUCCACACAACAUUCUCAUUACUGAGCUGCUAGUCCAGAAUAAUGUACUACCCCCCCCCCCCAGUUUCUUCUACCACAAAAAAAAACAAAUCUGUCAUUCGCAGAAGAUCUGUAAUGGAUCCUCAAUAUUUUCACCUAUGGAAGGUCUAUUGCUGUGCACAUGCUAAUAACUGACAGUUACUGACUCACUGGAGGAACCCAAGAGUGUAUAAUGAGUGUGACUACAAAUGCUGAACUUUUCUCAGUUUGGGUCAUCCCACCACUCUCAAAACCACACUCUCAAAUCACAGCAGGAGAACACAGAAAAUAAAAAAGAGCCUGCAGGAUCAGGCAAUGGCUCAUCAUCCAUAUUCUGAUCCCAGUGUAACCAACCAGAUCCCUGUGAGAAACCUGCAAGUAAUGACUCGGGGGUCAGAUACCCAUACCUCCAACAUUUCUCCAAUGAAAAUAGGGAAAUCCUAAGAAAUAGUGGGACAUGCUGGGAUCAAACCAUAAACCGGGACAUCAUCUCUAAAUCAGGGAAAUAGGGACACUUGGAGGGUCUGUGUCAGAUCAAAAAGGAACUAUGCCAGUAUAAAAGAUAAGUGAAUGCCCUCAAUCACAUGGUUCUUUCUCACCAGAUUGAGACACUCUUCUCAGAAGGGGCCUGGUUCCAUAGCUAGAAGCUCCUAACCACAUGGUUGGGUCAUUUAACAUUGAUCAAGAGUAAAGGAAUGUAGCCCAAGAACUGGCUGGUUCGUGGAAAUUAGCUUACCUCUCUCCUUAGCCACAGCUCCCAAUCCCCAAAAUUCUCUUGCAUAUCUAUCAGAACUGUUUGAUGAAAACUGUUUUACAUUUAUAUAUGAAAGAGGGAGUCUAGUAGGUCCCCAAGUGAAGGGCAUUCCAAAGUUUUGGUGCAACCACCAAGAACACCCCCUUCUAUUCUUGUGUUCGCAUCCUUAGUCACUCAAACUAAAUGCACAUUUUCCUGAAAAAUUAUGGUGCAUAAUUCUAACAUUCUAACUUUCAUACUGCAUUACCCAUUGUGUUAUAGAACAGUGGCUGCCACCAUGCCACACUAAAUUUUAAAUGUCGGGAAAGAACUGCAUGCCAGAAUACCACCCCAAAUUUCGCCACAUGAAAUUACAAUGCAGCAAUUUUCCAGGAUUAAUGGGGCUGCAAACAGAUUUCUUAUGGAGUAACAAAAAAACCCAGAAUGGAACUUCACCCAGAUUCCACUAGUUUUCCCGAAAUGUUUUGCACAUUGUGUGAAAGAUUGCAUAAGAUAUGGAAAUUAUCAGAUAAGAAAACAGGAAUAUGGUAUAAAGCGCUGUCUGAAUGUAGUUUAUGUUUUUACUGCAAGAAGUGAAAGUGAGAUGGGGGUGUGGAGUUUGCCAAAUAUGCCAGGGAUUUGGAGGUGAAAGACUUGUUUUUCUCAGGAAUUUCUCUCCUGAGAAAUUUUGGCUCACUUUAUGUUAAUUGAACUAUAUUCUCAGUUGCUGGUGAUGAAAUCAAUGGACUAAGAGAAGAGAACCAUAAGAAGCAUGGGGCCAAGCCCAUUGCACCAUUCAAUUAUAUUACAAUAAUAUUAAACAAUAUUAAAAACUGGACGCAUAGUUGCACUCAAAAUUCAUGGACUGAGAAAAAUGGGAGAGCCUUUUCACCAAAUAUUCCCCAGAGGGAGGACUGAAGUUUUUCAACAAAUGUGUCAGAAGAUUCUUCUCAGAUAAAUUUUGGCUCAGCCUUAAAAUGAAGGCCUUGGAUUUUCCCUUCCUUCUCCACCCUCCACCUCACAUUACAUUGACAGAGGCUUGGAGAAACAUUGGCUCUCAGCUCCUGAUUGUUGAGUGUGAACCCCAACCCAUCAAAGGGCAAGCAGCCUUCUGCUGACCUCAUUCUUUUCUGGAUCCCAGCCAAAGUGCACAACUUUCAUUGGCAACGUUAGGAAUUUUACAUUUGUCAAGACAGCAAGAUAAAUACAUAAAACCAAAGAAAUGAUCAGGGGAACAGAUUCCUGGAACCUCUUAAAAAUGAAAUCUUAAUGUAAUAAAGUUUUAAAAGAGUAAGAGCAAUCCCAAAACUGAGACGCAGGAAGCUGAAGGGGUAACCUGGGAAUUGGUUGCAGAAUGCAUAAAAUCUAAGCCUGUGUUUUGAAGGGGGUGGGAAGAAUAUUGAUCAUCAUCUCAAAGCCUUGAGAGAGUAAUUGCAGAGCAACACUGAAAUCUGUCCACUUGGAAAAAUAUGGGCGUUUCAUAUAUAAAAACACUCAAACCAUAUGUUUUUUAUAUACUACAUGUGGCAUGUGUGUGGACUGUAAUUAAAGAGAACAACUCUGUCAAUAUAUGAUCUCACAUAAAUUUAAUCUAUAAACCAUAUGCUACUUAUACACGAACGCUGUAUAUAUUUCUUAAAGCUUGCUGGGUAAGUGGAAAAAGCGAGGGGCUGGGAGGAAUGUGCGGAGGUAAGAAAAAAGGAAUUUGAGGCUAAGGAGAAGGGGGAAGGAGUGCAGAUGCUGGGUUUAUGGAAGUCGUGAAAGCAAGUGUCACACUAGGUUUUACAAAAAUUGUUGAAUGUUUAAAUAAGAAAGUUUAGGACACAGGCCUGGCCAGAAUGGCUUUUCUGUUAUAUCUUCUGGGCUUGACAAAACAUCUGACCCUCACGUGAGCCUAUUCGAGCUGAGGAAUUACACACCUCCUCCCUGAAGCGCCCCACCUGGGCUGUGGGGGUCCUUGCCUGCCUUCCCUCAAAACUAACAGCUGUAAAUUCUGAAAUACUGAGGUCAGGGGUGGUAUGUCUAUUUUGCCACUUGAGGGAAAACAGGAAGUGCCACCCUGCUCUGCCACACCACCACCACCCGUGGGACUCGUGGCACCGCAGCUGUACCAUACCCGCCAACAUUUCUCCAAUGAAAAUAAGGAAGGCCCGUUCCACAACGAUAAGUUUACUAUUUAUACCCAUACAUCUUAUUAGGUUGCCCCAGCACUCUGGGCAGAUUCCAACAUAUAUAAAAACAUAAUAAAACAUUGAACUUUUUUUAAAAAAACAAACAACCCUUCCCUAUACAAGAUUGCCUUCAGACGGCUUGGGGGUCGGGUAACUUCAUACCCCACAACAACCUAUGGCACAAAAGGCUUAGACAUGGAGACUUUGGGAUUAAGGCAGACCUGCCAAAGAAAGGUGUGGUGAGAGGAAUGGAAAUUAAACCUUGUAAAGUUGACCUGAAUAGUGAAAUAUGUGAAAGUUGUUCGUUGAGGAAAGGAACAAGACCUUCUAUCCCCAAGCAAAGCCGGAAAAGUUCCCCAGAGCCUUUGCAACUUAUUCAUACUGAUAUAUGUGGUCCAAUUCAACCAAUGUCUCAUGGGAAAAACAACAAAAUGGGAAAAUAACCUUUCUGCUUGUAUAUGUUGAUGAGUGCCAGAUUUACGUAUAAGCUGAACAAACUAUAGUUUAGGGCCCCACUCUCUUGGGGGCAGCAAAAAAAUUAAAAGGGGAAAAAACUGGAUGUACAUUUCCAAAAUAGAAGAUAAAAAACUAAUAAAAUAAAACCUACAGACAGCAACAGUGUUUUGUGUUGUGUAGGCUCCUAUGAUGUAAGUAAUGGGCCCCACCUGCUAGCCUGCUCCCUAAAAUGGUUUGCUCAUUUUUAAUAUACUUCUUCUUAAUUGUAUUUCAGUUCAACAAUUACUUUGAUAAAAUACAUAUUUUGUUAUGCGCAAAUGGCUUUAGAUACCUAUUAGGGCCAUAAAUUACCAUACAGCAUAUAUUCAACACAAAAAAACAGUGAUAAUUUGUUGCUGACAAAGGACAGCUGGACAUAUAAAGGGCCCCAUUACCUUCAGUAGCUUAGGGCCUCAUCAAACCCAAAUCCAGCCCUGAUGUUGAUAACAUAAUUUUGGGUACUGAGAUUAUACAAAAAUUGAUGAAUGUUUAAAUAAGAAAGUUUUGAGAAUUUAUAUGCUAGAUUAAAAUUGAUUAAUUCAAAUAAGGCACAUUGAGUAGGGGCCUGCAUCCUGGCCAAGCCAUAGCUCUCCUGACAGCUGAUUUGAUCUGGAGCCCCAAUGUGGAAAUAAAGGAUGAGAUUGCCCACCAGAUACCAAGCACUCUACUAUUCAAAUACGGCCCCAGUGUUUUUCUUACAAUCCCCUUCUCAAUGUGCCUAAUUUGAAUCAAUCAAUUUUAAUCUAGCAUGUAAAUGCUCAACACUUUCUUAUUUAAACAUUCAGACUAGAGGUACAAGGGGAGAUGGAAGAACUGUGAAUUGAAAAAUAAAAGGGCUGAGAGCUGCCUAUCCACUGGUUUCUGGAUUUUGGAGGAAAUUUAUAAUGAGAAAUACAGAACUAGUAUGUACUGGAAAAGUCAUGGGAGAAAGUAAAUAGCCAUUAAAUAGCCCACGCCUUAGCUCCUUUUUGCUUAUAACCCAAGCACUACCAUUUCAUCUCAAAUGCUAGUUAUUCAAGAGGCAUGCCUCACAGGAACCCUUGACUGGCAGCCAGUUCAGGAUGAAUGAAAAUAUGUAUGCUUUCACCACAAUCAAUCAUUGAUUUACGGAAAUUGCUUCCACAAGAAGUGGGGAUGGACACUGGCAUAGAUGACAUCUCAAUUUUAAAUGUAGGGCAACUAUAAGGAGAACUGCUGCUGGCCAAGAUGAUUAACUAAAGCAGAAAUGGCUAGCCUGUAGCUCUCCAGAGGUUGCUGGUCCCAUAAGCACCAGCCAGCAUGACCAAUGGUCAGGGUUGAACAGCUCUUUGAGGGAGGCCAGCCACACCAAUGAACUGACAAUAUCCAAGCAAAUGAAGAAACAUGCAAGUAUUAACUUUGGCUUCCGCCGUUUGCAUAGAUUUUCUUCAUGAUAACCCUAAUAAAUCUAUUUGCAUUUUAAAUCACUUCUGGCUUCAUUAUUGUUACAGGAAUAUCUCAAUUCAGCGCUAGUGUUUCUGCAAAGGAAGGCAAAAUUAGUAGCUGAGGACUCUGCUAAAAUCUUCAGGCAAUGCAGUAAAAAGUUUGGGCAUAUUCACUAGGUUUUGAGAAUACCGGAGCAGGAACAUAUGUGAUGUCAACCUGUGUGUAUAGGCUGACGUGGUUGGAUUCCUGGGGGAGGGAGAGGGUGCCUGGAGGAUAUAUAUACUGCAUGAAUUUCUUUGGACUUGCUGUGGACACACCAUGCAGGUGCCUUUCUGCUGUUCCAGAGAGCAGAAAUAAAGAACUCUUUCUCUGAACCCACCCUCGGUGUCAUUUGACUUCCUUCCUCCUGUCCGGGAGCAACGCAGACCCAAUCGGUGAACUCCAAUAAGGAUACAUUUCCACUAGGUUUCGACAGCCUUGCCUCUGGAUGUACAUGCUUACUUCUUUGAACUAGUACAAGUGGGUAAAGUUGAUGUGUGACAUGUGGCCACACAUUACUAUAAAUUACUAUAAACAAAUGAAUUUUUUGUUUGAGUCAUGCAAAUAUUAGAUCAUUUCUGCUCUUCACUUAAGUAAUGGUAAAUAAUGUUUAUGGCAACUAUGUUGAUUUGCAAUUUCCUGACAUCGUUGAGAAACUACGUUUGCAUUCUAAGAAAGUAAGUUUGCCCAUCUAGUGAAUUGUCCUUCACGGUUAUCAAUGAAUUUAUCAUCAUUAAACACUAUAUAAACCACAUACAAUCUACAGAAUACAAUGCUUUUUCUGGGGGGACGCAGGGGGAUGCAUACUCCUAAACAUUUUGUGAAUCUAAGUUUGAGGGGCAGUAUUUCAAUAUGAGUAGGAAAAUGAGAGUACCCCUAAACAUUUUAAAUAGAAAAAAGCACUGAUAGAAUACAUUUAUUAAGUUUAUGUUCCAUAUACUUAAAUUUAUUAUGCUUUCCACUGAAAGCAUGUGGAGGCAGAUUCAGGAGGAGGGUCCCAAGACCUGGACCUUCCUGAAAGGUGACUGUCUUUAGAGUACAAUGUACUGGGGUCUAAGAGCAAGAGAGAACUGUUCCCUUCAUGCCCUGCUUGUUUUUCAAAGGCAUCCAGCUGACCACUGAUGGGAAAAAAAUAGAAUGCUGAAUUAGAUGGAUUUUUGGUUCAAUCAAUCCAGCAGCACACAUCUUGUACUCUUACGAGACAUCCAAGGAGUUCAGAUAAAUUAGGCUGAGUUAUAAUUCACUCGCUCUAGAAAUAACCCAAUUUCUAUGGACUUGUUAUUUUCAAAGGCUCCAAUUUGCACAUCGAAAUAUUGAAGAAACAGGUGCAAAAUUCUCACUGUGAUGUGGCUGGGAAAUAUACGUGGCUUUUUUCAAAUUAAAACAAUUUGCUGUUGAACUUAUAAUUGCAAAUCAUCAGCAGUCAGAUUAUUGUGAGGCUGCUGCAUAGUGUCUCUGUAAAUGAUCUCUGCAUCAUUGUACACAGCAGUGUAAGUUUAAGGGAAGAAGCAAUUAGCUCAUUGAUUCAAUGAUCUUAUUUUUCCCAGAAUAGCUUGUUCACCUUUGGCUGAGCAGUUAUGUCACAUGAUGUCAGGAAAAUAUUGUUAGCAGUUUCUUUUCAGCCUACUUAGAAACAAGUGUGUUCAUUUAAAACUGUAUCUCUGUAAUAUAUUUUAUGAGCCUGAACUUAUUGGCACAUCUCUAGUUUACAUGGCACUCUGCCAUAUGAAAUCAAAUUACACUUUCAGGGAGAAGCCAGUAUGUUUGUAGAACAAUGUAUAGCACAAUGAAGAGUAAGCCAAAAAGAAAAUGACCGCUGUCCCCCACCCUCAAGGAAAUAUCAGUAUUAUUUAUAUAAGGACAACGACGGAACCACAGCAUUAAAAUUCAUUUUAUGUGUAUUUAAACACAUACAAUCCUCUCUUUUUUUCAUCUCCAGUUUACACAUAUUGUGGAUUUGCACUGGCAUUCGUUCCCUCAUUCCCCAUGCUGUGGCUACAACUGACUCAUUUAAAUAAAAAAUAAAUCCCCAGAAGAAAUAAGUAAGAUGCCUGAGAAAGGCGAGGGGGGUACCAGGUUGGUAAAGCGGCCAGGGAGACUGGCCUAUAAGGAUUGGGACCAGUCUGACUCAACAAGCACUUGCUUCCUUAUGAAGCUGCCCAUGCAGCUACUGGAACCCUUCUGUGGAUUCCCCCCAUCUGCUGAGGGUGGUGGACAGGGUGGUAUUUGGGGGAAAGUCCUUCUCAAGGGUAGCAUUCCAGCUGUGAAUAUCUUUUUCACGGGCAGGGGCUCCUGAGGCGAAAUGGGAAGAGCCGCUUUGUCUUGCUGCUCCUGCCCACAUGCACCCUACCACAUCCGCCACUGGGGGACUCAUUGAGAUAAACGGAGCAUAACUCUGGAUCCAACCCAAUUGUUCUUAACCAACUUGAACACUUGUAUAAAAUCUACUGCUGCUUUUGUGUUUUAGCCUUUGCUGAGUUCAUGUGAUUUAUUAGUUUGUGAGUAGAGAUAGAUAGAUGAUAGAUAGAUAGAUAGAUAGAUGAUAGAUAGAUGAUAGAUAGAUAGAUAGAUGAUAGAUAGAUAGAUAGAUAGAUGAUAGAUAGAUAGAUAGAUAGAUGAUAGAUAGAUAGAUAGAUGAUAGAUAGAUAGAUAGAUAGAUAGAUAGAUAGAUAGAUAGAUGAUAGAUAGAUAGAUAUAGAUAGAUAGAUAGAUAGAUGAUAGAUAGAUAGAUAGAUAGAUAGAUAGAUAGAUAGAUAGAUGAUAGAUAGAUAGAUGAUAGAUGAUAGAUAAUAUGUUGUUUUUCCAUAUCUCCUUGUAAGCCUCCUCAAACAAACCCAGUGAGGUCUGGUGUACAUUUACGAAAUAAAAAAUAAAUCAGCAAGGCAAUGGCUAGCAAGAAAGCCAUUUAUCACAGCUAACUGCAUGAAGGUUGGGAUAGUAACGACUAUGCAAAUACGAAGAAGUAGAGUAGAACUAUUCAAGGUGAGUUAUUGAUGGGAAAUGGAUUGUAGCACAGAUCAGUAUGCCAAUGCUGUUAUGAUCAGGCACACACGUGCCCUUAGAAAUGCCCUUCAGGAAUAGUUGGGGCAGUGGGGGGGGGGGGAGUUAGCUAUUUAUAAGUAUAAGAGCUCCAUCAUUCCUGCCUCAAAGGACAAUUAAAGAUUUACCUCAAGUAUCGCAAGCUUGAAGUAUACGGCCAGUUCAACAGCAUUGAAGGAAGCAGGUAGAGUAUAACAUAAGAUGAAUGGAUGAUCAAUAACGAUAUUGUACUGAGCAUAAAUUACAUUCCUAACAUUAAAUAUGUAAAUUGGAAUAAUUAACAUGCAAUAAAAUAUUAUGAAUUUUGGCUGGGAGUUGAGACUGUGCUUUGAUUAGAACAAAAGUAUUGUACACUAUGUAGGCAGGUAAAUGAAAAGAAAAAGGCUGGUCUUCCCAGUGACACCUUCACAUGUGAAUUUACAUUAUAGCACAAUUCCAUGCAUAUUUCCUCUGAAGUAAGUCCUCUGCUAUGUCCAGAGCUCAGUUGGGCAUGCAGUGUCAGGGUAGAAGGGUAAGUGGAGUGUUAUUUUACCUUUUUAUUUUCUGGAGGUUUUUUUUAAUAAAAAGAUCUACAGUGGUACCUCAGGUUACAUACACUUCAGGUUACACACUCCGCUAACCCAGAAAUAGUGCUUCAGGUUAAGAACUUUGCUUCAGGAUAAGAACAGAAAUCGUGCUCCGGCGGUGCGGCGGCAGCAGGAGGCCCCAUUAGCUAAAGUGGUGCUUCAGGUUAAGAACAGUUUCAGGUUAAGAACAGACCUCUGGAAUGAAUUAAGUACUUAACCUGAGGUACCACUGUAUUGGAAACAAUGGGAAAACAAAUAGAUACAAAAGCUCCAGGGCUUCCAUAUUCCACCUGCUUUGGGAGCCUGUCAGGAUAGUGGGAUGGCUAUGGAUAUUUGGGUCCAGCUCUUACCCUGAUCCACCUCCAGUAUGCCCCCAAUCUGCCCCUGUUGCACAGCCUUUUCCCAUCUGCUGACAUUAGAGUUCUUGUAAUAGUGAGGCAAGGGGCAAAUUGGUUUCUGCAGCGAUAUGGGGACAGCUCACAAGGCUGGAUCGCUCUCUACAAGGUUGAAUUUCUUUCUGCCUUUGAAAAGGGAGAUCUGAAACAUCCUUUGGCCCCUGGGAUGCUAUCCAGGGGCCAUAGGAUUGCUGCCUUAGUGGCGUAAGAAAAACAGAAUAUUGUGUGAGCUUUCAAUAUAAUUUACAACAUCUUCAGUGCCAAGCUUUUCGGUUACUAAUCUUUAAUCUUUUUAAAGAAUAAAAGCUAGACACAAUGUGUAAUAGCUAAGGUUCUUUACAAUUUUAAUAAUAGCUAGAACUGAUCCUGGGUUGACUAUUCAAAUAAACAAAUGGGGGGUUGGUAUAGUGUAUCUGCAAACAGCAUGGCAACCCAACUGUUAGUGGCUUCAUACAACUUUCAUGAUCAAUCAAACAUUUUAUGUUGCUGUAAUCUGGUUUUAUUAUUUGGGCUAUUUUCCAAUUUCGACCAUUUAAAGAGCUACACAAAUUAUUUACAUGCAACUAAAGCAGCAAAAAAUAAUUUAAAAAAUACUGCUCUUUUUAUGCUAUCACCAAAAUGAAAUAGAAGCCUUAGUUGCAUAAAGGGCAUAUCCAUCAGUCAUCAGCAAAAGAGAGCUUGCUAGUACUGGGCACUGUAGCGCUGCAAUCACCAACACCAUGAAAUUUAUUUAUUUAUUAUAGCACCAUUUAUUUAUUAUAGCCUCUGGAGAGCUCAGAAGCAGAAAGGUAUGCUGAAAAUAAUAGUUAUGAUAAGCCCACCAAGCCCCAUCACCUUCAGCCAGCAGGGCCAGUGUUCAAGGAUGCUGGGAGUUGUACAAUAACUUUUGGAGUGCACCACAUGGUCUAUGCCUAGGGAUGUAAGAAGGCAUCAUUUUCUUUUCCACCCUACAUUUGUCAAAUACAGCACUGUUUCCAUUCUGCUGCAGUUCAUUUUCUACCUUUCUGUCCACUGUUGUGAAAAUAUAUAACUUUUCACAAUACAUGCAAUUAAUUAUGUAAAUUGCGUAACUAAUAUACUCAUCCCAUAUGUGGUCCUCUCACAUAUUUACUUCUCAUGCAUUAAGGAUGUUGAAGAGAGAUACUACGGCUUCGAUCCUAAGUUGUUCCUUGGUUUGUAGAAGAGGGGAGCAAUUUCCAAAAGUUUCACAACCUCUGAAGCAAUAUUUUGGGAGCACCAGGGAGCAUGGAAAAGUUGGUAAGCCAUGUUCUGUGAACAUGAAUCCUGUUCUGUUCAUGGAAGGUAAGUUGGGUUCCAAGCCUUUAGCAUUUCCCCUUCUACUAACCUAGCCUUUAACAAGCUGGUGCCCUCCAGAUGUUUGGACUACAAUUCCCAUCAGUUCCAGCCUGCACAGGCUAUGGGAAUUCCAAUUCAAAACAUCUGGAGGGCACCAGCUUGACAAAGGCUGUGCUAACCAAUAUCUAUGUAGCACAUUACUAGGGGAAGCGCUUGUGACUAUCCUGAGAAAUAUUACUGGCAGUACUUCAGUGUUAUCUAAAAUUGAUAUUACUGAGAUCAUUAGUGGGAAGGCUUAGCCUUUGUAAUGUGCACCAGUUUUCAUUCAAAUAAAUGAUUUAUCAUUCUUUCCCUCUCACCCUCAAAUAAAACAUAUCUCUUUGCCGCUAGGGAAAAGGAACAUGGCAUUAGAAAUUAAUCCUGCGGUAUCUCAUCUGCCCUUUCCACCACCAACCCUCUCUGCUUCUUGAAAAUUUGUAACUGCAGAUAGACCUGGCUGGUAUCCACCAUGAGGUAUGCCCUACGGCUGGCUUCCUUGGUUGCUGUAUGCCUCAGCGUUACCUCAGUUUCAGAGAUCACAUCUGCAAAAGUCCACCAAACGGUUGCCAUUGCGAGAUACACUCAGGAAAGAAAAUUGCAGGGUUCGGUAUGUUUAGUCACUUGAGUGAGCUGAUUGGCUGAACAUUGCUAAGUGCCUAUAAUAAGUGCCCCUUUUUAAAAUGUGAAAGGCCCAUAAUUGAUGGGCUUUGUGGGUUGGAGCAGGCAAUUAACACACACGCUCACACAUAUACAGUGAGUAUGUACAUACCCGGCUCUACAAGGAAACUUAAUCUCAUUUUAGUUCAAUUGUUGAAGAUUUCAACUUCAACGUUAAAUUGUUUUCUUCUGUUAUUUGUUAACAGAAUUUGUAGGCAGACCUCCCACACAUCACUGAGCAUAAUGCACUCCAUAUUGCACCAUUAUUCCUUUCGUAGUUAGGCAGGGAUUUCAUUAUUAAGUUACAUGAAGUUUCAGUGCAUAUGAAAGAUGAACGAAUAACUAGGUAGAACCACGUGAAAUGUUUGCACACACUUACCUUUUCACUUCUGUGAUAUCCACAUUAAGGCCCAUUAGAAGAAGCUUCAUCAUGGCAAGUACAUUUCUCUACUUUGUAUCCUAUCCCGCUGUUCUCAAGACCAGAACUGGGGAUUGCAAUUUGUUCCUGACAAGGGAUACUUGGGGCAUUUGACACUGCAGAUUUCACAUACACACUGGGAAAGAGGGGAGCACACCUGCAGUAUGUCAACCCAAUGAUUCUGUGUUCCAGAUUUCAUGGAAUCCUUGAACCGCUUCCCUCCAUUUGUCGACACCAGGAAACAGGCUACUCAGCAUGGUCCCACUUGUAUGUUCUCCUUAACUUGCCAAUAUGCUGCCAGGCCAUGUUCAACAUUCUUGUGUUUAUUCACAAAGCCCUAAAUAACUUGGGUCCAAAGGAACUGAUUUCUUAUAUUCCACCGACCACCGAGAUAUUUGCCCAUCUCCCUGAGCUUCAGGCAUCCUUUACCAGGAACGAAGCCUUUCAUGUGGUAGGCUGUGCCCUGUAGAACUCCUUGCCAAUUGAAGUCCAGCAAGAAUCAUCUUGCUUUCUUUGAGAUGUCUUCAAAAAAACCCAAAUCCUGUUCAGAGAAACUCCCAAAAAAUGUUGAAGUAUUUUCAUGAGAAUUUUUUUUUAUUGCAAAUUGCUGCAGAAAUAUGAAGCACUGAAUUUAACAUUGGAAAAAUGAGAAACUGAAUGAAACUGAAACGAACACAUCCUUUCAUCCCUACCAGUGAAUAACCGUUAUAUUAACAUCUCGGCCACGGAGACUGAAAAUACUGGAUAUUAUAUGAAGUGCCAUAUGGAAGCUCCAUCUUAAUCCCUCUUCCAG
Molecule: messenger RNA, 16808 nt
Organism: Podarcis lilfordi (Lilford's wall lizard)
Lineage: Eukaryota; Metazoa; Chordata; Lepidosauria; Squamata; Lacertidae
Source: the annotation of a GenBank genome assembly